AUGAGUACUGGAAAACUCUCGAGGUUGUUUAAUGACUUAGGACAGAAACAGAGUUCUCUGAUUCUUAAUUCUGACUUAGAAACAGCGAGAAAGAUCACCCGGUCUAUAUUGAUAGCCGGUGUCGGAAUACUUCAAUCGGAUCCUUCGCUUCUCUUAACGUUAAAUUCAAAUGUAACCCGACUCGUUCUCUCCGAGCCUAAUCUUCCUACUCAAUCCUGCAUCGGUUUCUUCAACUUUCUCCAGCGAUUUGAGUCGCGGUUUAAACCCGCUCUCACGGCGGUAGUAACCUUAUCUCACCGGCUUUAUUCCGAUCAUAAGCUUAAAACCAUGUGCUCUCUGUUGAAUUCUGUUGCUAUUGACGGGUUUUACGAGCGUCCGAUUGAGAGUUUGGGAUUAGCGAUGGUUGAUUGUGGCUAUACCGAAGAAAAGUUUGAAUUUUUGGAAAAGUUUUUCGAUUUGAUGUUUAGGGUUUAUGCGGAUAAUAGAAUGUUCGAAGAGAGUGUGAAGAUCUUCGAUUACAUUUUGAGUAAAGGGUUGAGUAUAGAGGAGAGAUCAUGCAUUGUUUUUCUGAUAGCAGCGAAGAAAAGCGGGAAAAUUGAUCUCUGUUUGGAGUUUUUUAGGCGAAUGGUGGAUUCUGAUGUGAAGAUCACUGUGUAUUCGUUGACGAUUGUGGUCGAUGGUUUAUGCAGAAGAGGAGAAGUCGAAAAGAGUAUAGAUUUGAUAGAUGAGAUCUCUCGUAAAGGAAUCAAACCUGAAGCAUUUACUUAUAACACCAUUAUCAAUGCUUAUGUGAAACAGAGAGAUUUUUCUUCUGUAGAAAUGGUUCUCAAGGUGAUGAAGAAGGAGAAAGUGGCGUAUAAUGCAGCUACGUAUACAAUUUUGAUUGGAAUGGAGAUGAAGAAGGGGAGAUUGGUUGAUGCAGAGAAACUGUUCGAUGAAAUGGGUGAGAGAGGAAUAGAAUCAGAUAUCCAUGUGUAUACUUCUCUUAUUAGUUGGAAUUGUAAAAAGGGGGAUAUCAAAAGAGCGUUUUUGUUGUUUGAUGAAUUGAUAGAGAAAGGUCUUUCACCGAGUAGUCAUACGUAUGGGGCGCUUAUCGAUGGUGUAUGUCGUGUUGGGGAAAUGAGUGCAGCUGAGAUAUUGGUUAGAGAGAUGCAGUGCCGUGGGGUUAACAUCACUCAAGUGGUAUUCAAUACUUUGAUUGAUGGGUACUGCAGAAAAGGAAGUAUUGAUGAUGCAUUAAGCAUUUAUGAUGUAAUGGAGAAGAAAGGGUUUCAAGCUGAUGUUUUUACUUAUAACACGAUUGCUAGUUGUUUAAGUAAAUCGAAACGAUAUGAUGAGGCGAAGCAAUGGCUGUUCAGGAUGAUUGAUAGAGGCGUGAAGCCUAACACGGUUUGUUAUACUAAUUUGAUCGAUAUUUACUGCAAAGAAGGGAACUUUAAAGAGGCAAAGAAGGUAUUUGAAACGAUGAGCAUCAAGGGAGAACAACAACCUAAUGUUGUCACUUACAAUGUGAUGAUCGACGCGUACUGCAAGCAAGGGAAAGUAAAGGAAGCUCAGAAACUAAGGACUAACAUGGAAGCCAAAAGGAUGCUGCCGGAUUCAUUUACUUACACGUCGCUCAUACUUGGGGAAUUCAUUUCCGGUAACAUGGAUGAAGCAACGAGACUAUUUAAGGAAAUGGGUUUAAAGGGCAUAGUCCAAAGAGAUGUAACGUAUACCGCGAUGAUCUCAGGUUUUUCCAAGGCUGGAAAAUCGAACGAAGCAUUUGGAUUGUACCGCGAAAUGAAAAAGAAAGGGUACGAAAUAGAUAACAGGGUUUAUACUGCACUUGUUGAAACAGGGAGGCUCGCGGGAAAAGAAGCUGCUUACUUUUUCCAAGAAUCCAAACACGCCGUUAAUCGUAUCGCCGAGAAAUCUCCGACCACCGGUAAAAAGCUUCCAUCUUCUCCGGCGGAUCCGCCGGAGAUUCAACCGGACGUUCUACCGGAGAUUCUACGCCAUUCUCUUCCUUCUAAAAUCUAUGGUCGACCUCCUGAUCCUUCGUCUCUCUCCCAGUUCUCCAAAUGGGCUCUUGAAUCCGAUCCGAACGCACCCGUUUCUAUUUCCCCUGACGUAUUGAAUCCUCUCAGAGGUUAUGUGUCUCUGCCUCAGGUCACGUUCGGUCGCAGAAGAUGGGAUAUUCCGGAAUCUGAGAAUUCGGUUUUAGCUUCAACAGCUAAUGAAUUGAGGAGAGACAAAGACGGGAUUCCUGUAAAUCCUGAAAAAUUGAAAGCUGCUGGUGAAGGGCUUCAACAUAUUGGAAAAGCAUUUGCAGUUGCUACUGUUAUUAUCUUUGGCUCAGCCACUUUGGUUUUUGGAACGGCAGCUUCGAAACUUGACGUGCGUAAUGCCGAUGAUAUAAGAACGAAAGGCAAAGAUCUUUUUCAGCCAAAACUGGAGUCAAUGAAGGAACAAGUAGAGCCCCUAAGAACUUGGGCGGGUAACAUGUCGAAGAAGUGGCAUUUUGAGAAUAACGAUGGUACUAUCAAGGAGAAACCAAUCUUGAAGGAGCUUUCGAAAAUUCUGGGACCCAAAUCUUGA
This is a messenger RNA of Arabis nemorensis, 2580 nucleotides long. NCBI's taxonomy places the organism in Eukaryota, Viridiplantae, Streptophyta, Magnoliopsida, Brassicales, Brassicaceae. The record is from the annotation of a GenBank genome assembly.